Miscanthus lutarioriparius is the source of this 1548-nucleotide messenger RNA. Lineage: Eukaryota; Viridiplantae; Streptophyta; Magnoliopsida; Poales; Poaceae. The record is from the annotation of a GenBank genome assembly.
AUGACGGCGAUGAUAUGGCGUUCGCGAGCUCGUGUGCUGCUCCUACUCCGUUCGACCAUUCCCCGGUCACCGCCGCCACCUCCACCACCACAUCCUACUCCAACCCUAACCCGAUUCUCACCUCCCCGCCCUCUCUCCCGCUUCCUCUCCUCCUCCCCGGAUCCCAUCCCCUAUGCCUGUUCCUCCGCCGCCGCGGAUCCCUUCCCUGAAGCAUUCUCAUCCCCGACCGAGGUUUCCCAAGAUGCCACUGAGGCCGGGGAGGACAACCUGAGCUCGAUGUGGGAGGAAGCUGGGGACGCCGACGAUAUCUUCGCCUCCCCCGGCGGCGCCGACGCCGUAGCCGACGAUGAGGAGGUCGCCCGCGUGUGCGCCGCCGUCGAGUCCACUCCCGAGGACAAGAUCGCGUCCACCCUCGCCGACAUGAUCGUGGAUUUCAACGAGCCGCUCCUCGCCGCAGUCCUCCUUGCUGCCGAGCAAUGCUCCUGUAAGAAGCUGAUUUCCCUGUUCAACUAUGCCGCGAAGAAUAACCCCGCUGCCAAGAACCUCUCGAAUCUUGAGAUUCUCGUGAGCAAGGUAGCUGAUUCUGAUGAGAUAGACAAAACAGACGCUUAUUUGCUUUGGGAUUCGAUUAAGGAAAUUGGCCUGUGCCAGGAUCAUGACAGCUAUUAUCUUGUGAUUGAAGCAGCACGAAAGAAGUCCAUGUUCCGCUCUGUUUGUGAAGUCUGUGAGAAGAUGAUUGGCUCUGCCUGCUUCCCUAAUCGUGAGAAGACUGGCAGGAUUUUAACUUACCUUUGUGAGGGGAAGAAGCUGCUGGAAGAGUACCAAGGGGAGUCGCUUAAGCAUGCAGGCAAGUCCUUUGCCACAGUUGUACAUGCUUUGUGUAGGGUAAACAAAAUGGAGGAUGCAAAUAAUUUGUUGACUAGGAUGGUGCAGCUUGAAGAGUACCAAGGGGAAUCUCUUAAGAAUGCAGGCAACACAUUUGCCACAGUUAUACAUGGUUUGUGUAGGAAAAAGAAACUGGAGGAUGCAAAAACAUUGUUGAUGAGGAUGGUAAAUGUUGGCCCAGCUCCAGCAUUGUCAAAACAGGGAGAAAUGGAGAAUGCAAAAGAUUUGAUGAGAGUGAUGGAGAGCCAAGGGAUCAGUCCUGAUAUCUAUACUUACAGUGUGCUCAUGAGUGGCUACAUAAAAGGAGGCAUGAUCAGUGAAGCCCAUGAUCUACUUCGUGAAGCUAAGAAAGUUCAUCCGAAGCUAAACAGGGUUGCUUAUCAUAUACUUAUCCGUGGAUACUGCAAGAUGGAGGACUUUGAGAAGGCCAUUGAGUGCCUAAAGGAGAUGAGGAAAGAUGGGUUGCUGCCAAAUGUGGAUGAGUAUGACAAACUGAUUCAGUCAUUGUGUCUCAAGGCUAUGGACUGGAGAAGAGCUGAGAAACUCCUGGAGGAAAUGGAGGAUAGUGGUUUAUGCCUAAGGGGUAUAAGUCGCAGCCUCAUAGCUGCAGUCAAGGAGUUGGAAGGAGAGGAAAUGCAGUCAAAGGCGAGCCAAGAAGCAUAG